AUGGCUCUUUCUCUGCCACAAGUAGCAUUAGGUUAUUCUUCACAAACUUAUCGACGCCCAACUUCUGUUCCAAGAUACUCAAACUCUUCCAAUACCUCCGUUACAAGUAACCAACUUGUCAAUGAAGUUAUUAAAAAGCUUCUACAGCUUCAAUUAGUCAGCCGUAUGGAGAGUUUGUCGAUGAAAGAAGAUGACUAUCCUAUACAGUUUUCACCACCUCUACUUUCAAGUAACUCAUCAAUGGAUACGAAUAUCCAUUCAGGGUCUGGAAGAAGUCUCUAUAAAACGGAAAUAUGCAAACGCUACAUGAUGAACCCAAACUCAACAUGUGAAUAUGGCGUGCGUUGCCGAUUUGCUCAUGGAUUGAAAGAGCUUCACUUGACUGCUCGUCAUCCGAGGUACAAAACAGAGCAUUGUCGAGCUUUCCAGUUAACAGGAACUUGUCGAUAUGGCAAACGUUGUGAUUUCAUUCACAACGAGACCGAAUACGAAUUGGAUCUCAUGAGAACAGAAAACGCUCUCUAUCAAGAAUACUGUUUCCGUCACCCAUGUGUAAAGCAAGUCACCUUGUUGGAGGUUCUUCGGGAAUUUGGUCCAAUUAGACCUGAAUUUAAUCGACUGCUUAAUCAUGUGGAGACUCACUAA
Rodentolepis nana is the source of this 645-nucleotide messenger RNA. The record is from the annotation of a GenBank genome assembly. Lineage: Eukaryota; Metazoa; Platyhelminthes; Cestoda; Cyclophyllidea; Hymenolepididae.